Lizanozyma spartinae is the source of this 2943-nucleotide messenger RNA. RefSeq names its product ubiquitin-ubiquitin ligase. Gene Ontology annotation, molecular function: ubiquitin-ubiquitin ligase activity. The coding region runs from base 1 to 2943 and encodes 980 amino acids. Lineage: Eukaryota; Fungi; Ascomycota; Pichiomycetes; Serinales; Debaryomycetaceae. Gene Ontology annotation, biological process: protein polyubiquitination; protein monoubiquitination. The record is from RefSeq and is a predicted model, not a curated record. The transcript has a single exon. Gene Ontology annotation, cellular component: ubiquitin ligase complex.
AUGAGAUUCCAUUUGGGAAGGUCUAGUGAAGACUUAAGUAAGAAGGGAACUUCUAGUCCCAAGGAUUUACCUCCUUCAUAUGAUAGAUCAGUAACUGGGACUCCUGAGCUUAGUCCUGUGACCUCAAGUACCAAUUUGAGUGCUGCUGCCAUGGAAAGAGGGAGAGGUAAACGGAAAGACAACAAUAAUAAUAGCAAUGUCCCAUUCUUUAGUUCCCAACAUGAUAACAAAAGCGAUAGUUUAGAUAAGUUGAGAAGAGCUUUGGAUAACAGUAAUCCAAGCAUUGGUACAUUAUCACCCGUUGAACAUGUUUCUUCUACUUCUCCUUCUUCAAAUGUUCCUUAUGUCCCAUCCGUGGAAGAACAGAAACACAUUGAUAAGUUGGAAGGUAACUCCUUACAGGCUAUGACAUCUCAUACUCAAACUGAGUUCUUUGAUGUUUUACCAUCGUUCCAAAUGUUUCAAGCUAUCAUGAAACGAGACGAUAACCAGUUCAACGAAGACUUGAACGUCAACCCUCCAGUGUACACCAAUGAAGACACGAGCCCCAGACAUUCCAUUGCAGGACUCAGCUCUCAUGAGACUAUCAAUCAAGUUACUCACAGAUUAAGAGAAUAUGACAUUCAAGACAUGGCCAAUACCCUGGAAGUUGACGAUGAUUUCUUUCACCCCAGCGAUGGUGGCAGUAACUCUGGAUCUAACACCACGGGAACUCCAACCGGCGCGGCCGCAACAACCCCUCGUCGGGAGCACAAUGCAUCCACAAGAACAGAAAACUAUGGUCAUUCUGUUUUGGAUACCAUUGACAGAUUGCCCGUAGUGAAGUAUAGUCCUCUUGACAUCAGCAUCUUUGUUACCAAAUCUAUUCCCCAUCCAAAUGUGACUAAUGAAUUGGAAACCAGAUUAAAGGAAUAUACUUCUGGCGAUUAUGUUAAUGGAUAUAUUGUGAUUACUAACACCUCUGAUAGUCCAGUUGAUUUUGGCUUGUUCACAGUGACUCUCGAGGGGACCAUUAAGGCUACAGAGAAGAACCCAAAUACUGAAAGCCAUUUGGACCCUCAUCGGUACUCUAAGAUUUUGAUGAAGAAGUUCUUGAAAAUGUAUGACUUGAAUGCUUCAUAUGGUUAUGUGCAAGUUCCCAGUAGCGCUGGGAUUGAGUAUGAAUAUUGUGAUGUGGAUGCCAGUGAUGGCUCCAUUUUAGGAAUCCCUACGAACAGAGUGCUUCAACCUCAUACAAAGUAUAAGAAGUUUUUCACUUUUAAGUUCCCCAACAAGCUUCUAGAUAAUGUUUGCAUGCAUUCGAUAUUACCCCAUAUCUUACCGCCUCCUUCGUUGGGGUUUGAUGCCACAAGUUUCAAUAAUCAAGGUGAGGGUAUUGAAUUGAGUCGUGCUUUAGGCUAUGGGUUCUUAUCUAUACGAGGGACGCCAUUGCUUACCAAGGAUUAUUCUAUUGAGAAUGUAAGUGUUAGUUACACAAUUGAGGCUAAGUUCAUUGAUAAAAAGAUCAAGAAGGAUCAUUUAAAGGAAACCUUUCAAGAACACGACAUUAAUGAAUCGAAUUAUGUUAUUGCAUCAAGUUCUCAGUAUUUCCUAAGAUUCAUUCCCGAUUUGGGUGAGCUGUUGCGUUACUAUAAUCAAGGGUAUAUGUUUGGUAAGGAGACAUUUGGGACCAUUGGAAUUGACGGGAAAUUAUUUGAAAGCUUCCUUUAUUUAAGUACUUGGAGAGGAAUCAAUGGAUUGUUUUUCGAAGUGGAAAAGGAGAUUGAUACAAUUUUACAAAAGGCAAUAAGCACUGACAAUGACAUAAAAGUCAAGAAUUUAAGGGUCCAUGAUAUUAUUGGCAAUAAUGAUAAUAGAGAAAAUACGUUCUUGAAUCCACAAGAUUAUGAUUCCAACAUUAAGAAUCGGAUCAAUAAUGAAUUGCAUAGGAAUUCAGAUGAAGAAACCAUGUACAGACAAGAAAGAAUGCUAGGGACGGUUAUAGCUGCUCCGAUUUAUAAAAAGAAGGGUACAUUAUUCUCCAGCAGUAAUAAACAACUUGGUCAACUGAAAGUUUAUGCUCGGAUCCCAGAUAAAGUGAUUCCCUAUACUUCUCCUAAGUUAUUGAAGAAAUAUAAUAAUGGAUCUAUUGAGAACUUCUCUAGUGGUUCAGCUACACCUACCAAUGGAUUGAAACCCAUGUCAUCUCAUAACUCGAUUCAUUUAACUCCUGUUACGUCUAAUGGGAGCAUCAGACCAAUAACACUGGGGAGUGAGGAUUUGAGACCCAUCACUUCAACAUCUUCACAUAUCACUGAUCUUUAUAAUCGUGAUGAACAUGAUCUAAUCCACACAUUAGACAUUGAUGUUUUAUUUUAUUCAAAUGACAAUUCAACAAGACCUCCACCAAUUGUUGGAGUAGAUGUUAACGUUGUGUUGUGGACUUUUAGUUCCGAAUAUCCAUUCCCUGUUGAACUUGGACAUGAUUUCUUUUAUUCUGAUCCAAUCAAUGGGAAAUUUCAUGAUGAUGAUGUUGCUAUCACAAGAGAAAACAUGCAGACUAUCAAGGACAAAGCCACGUCGUUCAUGCUGUUUGUGGAAGCCAAUAACAUUGAGAUCUCCAAAACGGCAGAAUUAAACUUGAGAGCUUUUAAAACGUUGGGGAUUAAGAAGGAUACUAUUCAAGACUUUUUCAAACCAUUAACGGCCGCUUCAAAUCCUAAAUUAUUCAGUGAUACUUGGCAACCAGCCCAACAACUGGCUUCAAAUCAAAUGAAAUGGGUGAAAAGUAUGUCUAUCCCAUUGCAUUGUAUCAACAAAAAUAAUGUUACUUUAAUACCCAGUUAUCAGAGUUGUUUGGUAGGACGUCUAUACUGUUUACAGGUUAGUGUUAAGUACAAAGGAGCUGAAACUCAUCAUUCUAUGAAUACUGUUCAUGUUGAUGUGCCAAUUAUUGUGGGAUGA